AUGUUUUGUGAUAUAAACAUGCUGAUCGCGCUCUUCCUCGGGAUAUCAUUAGCCGCUUCCCAGGAACUGUGUCCAACAUGUGUCAGAGGCAACGGCACUUGUUACAACAUCACACAGCUCUUUGACAUAGACGCGCCGUUCAGGAAUCGCAUCGUUAUCCACAAAUUAGCCCUAUUACGCUCCACCAACACUCUAUUUUACAGCUUCGAGCCUCAUAUACAGGAUCAAGAGUAUUACAAAGUCGGCUUCGUCAACAUAGACGAUCCGGUGAACAAUACUAUCAUUACUCCAGGAAAGAUUAUGAAUUUUGGAACGUUCGACAUUGACCAGAAUAAUGGAUUAGUCUAUUUGGGAGGCAGUGAUGGAAUUUACGUCCUAGACACUAAAGAUAGUAGAGUCGCGCCGUACAGCUCCCGCGGGGAUACGGUACUGAGCAUUUUCUAUAAAGGCAACGUCUAUUUCGUGAGGUACGGAGAGUACAGAGUUGUGAAGAAGAAAGGCGAUAACUUCGACGUAGUUUUCGACCAUAUGCCGGUUGAAAAAUUCGUUGUUAAUAAGGAUUAUGUCACUGUGUUAAUCGGUAGAUAUGGCCUCUUCGCUAGCAAGAACGACGAGACUGUAUGGCUGAGUUACAACCCCUAUUUCCGUGGCUUGGCUAUAGAUAGAUACGAUGUGAUAUACACUUGGUGGUUGGACGGUAUUUAUAAAGUUAUAAUAGAUAAGAAGUUAGGCAAUUCUAGAAUUGUAAAAGCGAUAUACAUGAAUGAUGUGGGCGCACUUACAUUUGACAGGGAUAACAAUAUACUGUUCACAUCUGGUAAAAGUUUAUAUAGACUGACAGAUACUAAUACUACGUGUGAACGAAGCGACAAGAAGAAAAUACGGUUAUAG
Leptosia nina is the source of this 891-nucleotide messenger RNA. The record is from the annotation of a GenBank genome assembly. Lineage: Eukaryota; Metazoa; Arthropoda; Insecta; Lepidoptera; Pieridae.